This is a messenger RNA of Limulus polyphemus (Atlantic horseshoe crab), 1631 nucleotides long. Its product is annotated as zinc finger CCHC domain-containing protein 9-like. Bases 153 to 1511 code for a protein of 452 amino acids. Gene Ontology annotation, molecular function: zinc ion binding; nucleic acid binding. The transcript is spliced from 8 exons. Lineage: Eukaryota; Metazoa; Arthropoda; Merostomata; Xiphosura; Limulidae. The record is from RefSeq and is a predicted model, not a curated record.
CAAAACAGUAAACAAAGAUGGCGUGUCUGUUCUCUUACGAAUGAUGUCCAUGAGGAAAACAGGGAGAAGAAUAUCUGGGACAGUGGAAUAUUGAAGUUUUGCACCGAGAGUAUUUUGAAAGAAAAGUCUAGGUACUUGUCUGACUUGUAAGUAUGACUCGCUGGGCAAGAACAAAGAGUGCGCAUAGGCAUGAGCGGCUUCCUAAAGAUUCUACUCCAUGGUCAGAAUUUGUUGAGCAUGUAACCAGUGAGGAAAAUACAUCAAAGGCUCAUGGAUCUAAGGAUAUGAAGAAAUCAUCUAAGCUAAAAAAGAUAAAAAAUGAUAAAACUAAAUCAGUUGAUUUGGUCCAGGAUAAAAAGAAUGAAACACACAAACAGAAAGUUAGAACAGGUAGAAAUGAUACUUGUGACUUACAAAGUUUCGAUAGAUAUGAUACAGAAGUUUCUAAGAAGAGUCCUUCUUUUAAGAAAAGUAAAAGCUCUGAAUUUAUUGUCAAAAAACAAAAAAAAGCUAAACUUAAAAAAUUUUGCAAAUCUGAUGAGCUAAAUAAAUCUGCAACCAAUUUUUGUAAUGUUAAGAGUCAAGAAACUGAGGUAUCUGAUUCUCAAAGUAAAGAAAAUGAAGUGUUUCAUAUGAAUAAACAGUCUGGUGAAAAGUCACAGUUACCUAAAAAAGCCAAGAGAAAGAGAAUGAACAGUCAGUCUAUACACCAGGAUGAAAAUGAACCGAGUAAGAAACAAAGAAAAAGUAAAGAAAAGUCAGAAGAGCAAGGAAUAUUGAUGAACACUAAAAAUGCAAAGUCAUUUAGUGAAGAAACUACAAAAGAAAAAAAAGAUGAGAUAGAAAAUAAGGUUAGUAAAACGUUUAAAAACAAAAAGAAUGAGAUGAAAAGAAGACAGCUUUUAAAAAAAAGACAAGAAAAUGGGAUAAUUCUCUUACCACCCAAAGUUGAAAAACAAAUUUACAGAUUAAAGAAGAGUUUACGAAAUAAAGGAUUAUCAGGAGAAGACAUUCGUCAAAUAGUUCGCCAGAAGAGACGUGGAGAAGAGUUGAAGUAUCGAAAGACACUGUUGAAGGUUUGUUUCCGAUGUAGAAAACCAGGUCAUAUGAUAGCACAAUGUCCAAUUUUAGAGAAAGACAUGGAACAGGGAACAUCCAUCUGUUUCACUUGUGGCUCAACAGAACACAUGAUUAGUAGGUGUCCAGCAAGAAAAUUGGGGAAAGAAAGUUUUCCAUUUGCUAAGUGCUUUAUUUGUGGUGAACAAGGGCAUUUAAGCCGACAAUGCAGCAAGAAUCCCAAUGGUCUUUAUCCUAAAGGUGGUAACUGUAAGAUGUGUGGAUCAGUAGAACAUUUAAAAAAGGAUUGCCCCGAGCUGCAGCCACAAGAAGAAACAACAUGUAUCACAGCAGAGAUGUUGGAUACCACCCAAAGUGUUGAUGCUGAGCCCAUGAAAGAAUUUUCACACCAAGGAAUUAUGAAAUCUGAUCCAAAAGUGGUGAAGUUCUUAUAAGGAUCCCUAGAAACAGGAGGUUCUCGAGGAGGCAGCAGAGAUGGAGUUGGGGAAUGGUUACUUGAAGCAGGUGGUAUGUCACUUCCAACUUUAUUUCCCAUACAUAAUGUGGUGUUGACA